Messenger RNA from Abrus precatorius (Indian licorice), 1260 nucleotides. RefSeq names its product WAT1-related protein At4g15540-like. NCBI's taxonomy places the organism in Eukaryota, Viridiplantae, Streptophyta, Magnoliopsida, Fabales, Fabaceae. The coding region runs from base 33 to 1109 and encodes 358 amino acids. Gene Ontology annotation, molecular function: transmembrane transporter activity. The record is from RefSeq and is a predicted model, not a curated record. Gene Ontology annotation, cellular component: plasma membrane. The transcript is spliced from 7 exons.
GAGAGAGAGAGAGGAGAGAGGCAGACAGAGAGAUGGCAGGGAGUUAUUGGUACAAUGAAGUGGUUCCAUUCACAGCUAUGAUUGCAAUAGAGUGCACAAACGUUGGUGUUAACGUUUUAUUCAAAGCAGCAACUGAAAAGGGGCUCAGUUACUAUGCCUUCAUCUUUUACUCCUUUGCAAUCUCAACCCUCUUUCUCCUCCUGCCUCUGCCCUUCGUCUUCCGAUGGUCAAGAGGGCUUCCUCCGUGGAAUAUGUCUCUGAUCAUCAGAUUUUUCCUCCUUGGAGUUAUUGGACUUGCAGCUCAGCUUUGUGGAUACAGAGGACUCAAAUACACUUCGCCUACUCUUGCUUCUGCUCUUAGCAACCUUAUCCCGGCUUUUACCUUCAUCUUAGCGAUCCUUUUCAGGAUGGAGAAGGUAGCUUUGAGAAGCUCAAGCACUCGUGCCAAAAUCUUGGGUUCUAUGGUAUCGAUAUCAGGUGCACUGGUAGUUGUUCUCUAUAAGGGCCCCACAAUCUUAUCCAAUUCAUCUCCACAACCAUCACCUACCGUUGAUUUUCCAAUGGGCUCAACAUCACAAUCAAAUUGGGUUCUUGGUGGGUCCCUACUCCUCAUUGAGUAUCUUUUGCUUCCAAUCUGGUACAUUGUUCAGACCAGUGUGAUGAAAAAAUACCCAGCAGAGUUUAUCGCGGUGUUCAUGUACAACCUGAGCGGGACUCUCAUAUCUGCACCAGUUUGCUUACUAUUAGAAUCAAAUUUGAGCACUUGGAAGAUAAAUCCUGAUAUAACCUUGAUCACUGUUAUAUACUCGGGUUUCUUUUGCACAGGUCUAAGUUGUUUGGUUCACACUUGGGGCCUCCAUCUUAAAGGCCCAGUAUAUGUAUCAAUCUUUAAGCCUCUGUCAAUAGUCAUUGCUGCCGCUAUGAGUUUUAUAUUUCUUGGCGAAGCACUGCAUUUUGGAACUGUUGUUGGAGCACUCAUACUAUCAUGUGGGUUUUAUGCUGUUAUCUGGGGAAAGGCAAAAGAAGAAGAAUUGAGUGAGGAGUUAGACAUACGUCCCAGGACCAGCGGUGAUAGUCCUUUGUUGAAGAACUUCAGCGAGAACGCGUAAAAAUGAUUCUUCAUAAAUACUCAAAUUAUGAUAAAAAAUAAGGUUAACUAGUUGACCUUAUUUUUUUUCAUCAUGUACUUGUGAUCCGUAGCAUUGCUCUGCUUUGUGGAAUCCAAUAAAAUCUCAUUGUGAAUUAAUAUAUUGUUAAGGG